GCAUGUCUAUUCAUUGGGAAUAAAUCAGAUAACGAACGGAAUUAUCGUCUUGCUGAUUUUUAUGACGGAGAAAAAAAUGUUAUUUUGUUGUGAGAUGAAAAUCCAGAGAUGCAUUUAGAGUUUAAGCAGAGAGAAGAUUUUAUUGAGGGAAAAAAUUUUAAUUUCAACGUGGGUGAUACAUGUCCGCGUCAAAAGGGGUCUAGUAUAAAUUGAUAGAGCCCGUUUACGCUGAGAUAAAUUUACUGACGUGAAAUACGUCGACGUAGUUCGCUUAAUAAAAUAAAACCGAGUUGACCUUGUAAACUAGCUGAUACUGAUUUUCACGGGAAAUUCUUGCUGCACUUUUAUCAAAACUGUUUCUUCUUGAUCCUCAGCUUCAUGUAUUUAAAUCUGUAUCAAUUUGAUUUUUAUUUACGCUGGCUAUCAAUCACGAGACCUAUCGCGAUAAAUUGAUAUCGGAUUUUAAAUAUCGCCAGUAAGAUUAUUGAAAAUAGUACUCGAGAUUAACGAUUGCGAAAAAUGUGACAUAAAAAUAAAAAGAGCAGUGAUUAUGAUUAUCCUCUUCCUAGUAUUGUCGCAUGAGUACGCCCUUGGCAAACACUUUAAUCUGACAGAACUACUCGGGCAACGGCUACUUGGUGCUACCAAUCAUCAGUAUCACGUGGCGUCUUCGCAUCUACAGCAUCAUCUCCCGACAAUUGUCUUCAGAGAUCUGUCAUACUUGCCAGAGAUUUACAAUAAUAAUAAUAAUAAUAAUAAUAAUAAUAAUAAUGAUGAUGAUGAUGACAAUAAUAACAAUGAUGACGACAGACAACCAGACGAUCAGUUAUUGAGAACUGAUAGAAAUUUAAUGCCAGAGUACCGGAAUCUUUGCGAAACCAAGACCAGAAAAGUUCAAUUGGCCGACGAAGAAUUCGAGUAUCAGCCGCCGCACUAUCACGAGGUUUAUUGCAAAAGCUACUCGCUGUUUGAUGAGACAGAGCCGCAGAGUAUCGCGAAAAAAAAUAAACAGACGUGCGCUCAUCCAGGGUUCCAUUGCGUCCAGAGAAGCCGCGUCCUGUUUAUGGUGAGACGCCGGUGGGCUGACGGCUGCUGGGAACCUUUUACCAAAGAAAUCGCCAGCGGAUGUGAAUGCAUGUGGCCGGUAUCCACUCUCGGUGACAUUUCCGCUCACUACUAAAUAUGAGUUAUUAAUCUUAAUAUACGUAUGUAUCAACGUUUCAAUAAAUUUAUUUUAAAUAAACGCGUUCAAUUUUUAUUAAUAAAAAUAAUGGCAUUGAAAAAUACGAAAAUUAUUGUCACAGUAAAUAAUU
Messenger RNA from Microplitis mediator, 1313 nucleotides. RefSeq names its product ELMO domain-containing protein F. The transcript has 3 exons. Lineage: Eukaryota; Metazoa; Arthropoda; Insecta; Hymenoptera; Braconidae. Bases 551 to 1180 code for a protein of 209 amino acids. The record is from RefSeq and is a predicted model, not a curated record.